Molecule: messenger RNA, 3626 nt
Organism: Pseudo-nitzschia multistriata
Lineage: Eukaryota; Bacillariophyta; Bacillariophyceae; Bacillariales; Bacillariaceae
Source: the annotation of a GenBank genome assembly
AGUAUCUUUUCUCUUUUCUUUUCUAUUUCUACGGUACACGGUACGAGUACUCGUACUUUACCGGUUCGUACCAUGUGUACAAGAUCACUUCUGAUGAAAUCAUUUCGUGCCGCGGAAGCGAACAAUCGGUUGGGACUAUGAGGAGUGGAAUGCUUUAGAUCGAGGGACAAUCGGCUGGAACACUGAGGGCAAUACCGAUUGGUGUUGGGUAUUUAUUGAGUCAAAGUUCACCAUGGCAAUUGGUUUCAAGACUAUUCCGUAUCUUCACGAGAUCGAGGAGGGAGGCGGCGGCGAUCUUGGUGAUGCAAACUCGGACAGGAACGGAUUUUCGCACUGCGGCAUCAACGAAACAACGGCACUCUUAGUGGCGACGCCAAGGGUUUAUGGGCUGUUUACUUCCGAUAGAAUGGUACUCGCAACAUCUAGGGGCGAAAGAACUAUAAAAAGAAAAAGCUCGUCUGGGUUUCUCGCGAUCGUUGUCUCUGCAACGGCAAUGGCUUUUCUUGUCCUAGUCCUGGCUCAUUGUACUAAUUGCAAAAUAUUCUUUUUCGAUGCAUCGGUUUCGAUGACAAUUGGCACUAGAUUUUACUCUACUAACAACGCUGUCCUCGAACCAAUUCCACAACCGAUAACCGAAACCACAACGACCACCACAGAGUACGGAGAGGUAUGGCUGAUACGACACGGAGAAAAAGAUAGCGCCUCAGCAUUCGUUGAAAGUUCUUCGUCGUGGUCACCAAACGGGGGUAACUUAAACCUGCGGCAACGAAUGCGGCUGCAAACGAUCUUGUACGAGUUGAAUGCGAAGGGGUGGGAUCGGGCCGAGCAUCUUGGUUCCCUCGUGAAAGCCAAGCAAUGGCCCGAGUUUCACGCCCUGUUUGCCACACGUCCGCCUACAGCCCAAGAAAUAGAAGACGCCGUAGAAAACAAUCCGCUCGAUUACUUUGCCAUUGCCAGAGAUCCCACCGGCCAAUCACUGGUGUGGAGGGAAUACCAAACGCUUCUACCCAUCUCCGAUUAUCUGAGGCAGCCGAUCGUUGCCGACUUUUGCAAGGGUGACACCAAGGAAGCAGCGCUGGAGAUUGCAAAGACCGCUGUUCAUGCUUCUGAAUCGGGUAAACCAGGACCAGGAAGCCCUGAUCUCAGCAUUCUAGCAUUACCAGCAGCAGGCAACGUCACCAACAUAAACAUCACCAAUAGCAACAACCGCAGCAACAUAGUCUUGGUAUCAUGGGAUCACUGUUCUCUACCGACGCUAGUGGUCGACGGAUUCGGGUGCAAAGAAAUUGAAUGUUACCGAUGCUGGUCAGACCAUCGAUUCGGUGAUGUGCUAAAACUGAACGUAAGCGUAACAACGACUACUACGUCAAGUAACCGCACCGAUGCUAACGAUUCCGAACCCCUGGCUGUCGGCACUUUGCAAAGCAGCAAGUCUACCAAUACCGAUACCGAUACCGUGGUUCGGCAACAGGUUUCGGUAUCGUCGACGAUUCUUUCGAUGACUGGUGAGAGCUAUCCCGGUGAUGAUUAUUGCUAUGUCGACCACGAUGAGGAACCCGACGGAGUCGGAAAUAGUCCAGAUCAUGUCACAUCGACCCCGACGUCUGUCUCGAUUCGAAAGUCCACGCCGUGUGUCACCUCGUAUUGUUCGAACCGGCCCUCGGCAGGUUUCCUCGUGGACUGCCUAUGCUAUCGUCACGGGAAGAAUGAGGACGAUGAUGCAAAUGCUAUCAUGGAGACCAACAAUGUCCGCGAUGGUGUCAACGAGGAGAAAGAUCAUACCAAGGAAAAGGAGGAUUUAGCUUCUUCCUCAUCGGGAUGGAUAUCACUUAUGAAGCAGAUACAAUGAAACAAAACGAUCCAACAGAACGGAUAUCAAAGCAGCGCAGUUAGUACCUUGCAGCAAUAUAGUCUAUUGGAGGAGAGACAAAAAUUAUUGAUUGCAGAUCGCCUGCAAGGAACAAUCGCUACCAAGACAAGAGUAUUGCCUAACAGUUGUGCAGCAUCAACUUGGCGAUUACGUUUAGCAUUGUUGUUUGAUUGUUCAUGAUAAUCAUUGUUUUUGCGGAUAUUUUUCUUGUCUAUCUCUUCCUCCAGACUACUAGUUGAAACAAUAGGGUUACUAGUAUGAAGCGCUACCAACACCACUUCAAUACCAGGAAGUUCACCUUGUGAGGACAUACAUGUGCCUUCAGGAGAGUCAAGCAACAGGAGCCACUCAAAGAAAGCGCCUCUGAUGAUCUUGUAUUGAAAUAUAUUCGUAAAGAAUAUUUGGAUGCGUUCGGGAGCAGAGCCCCCAGUACAGUUUGGGCAACCAGAUCUACCAUAGAUAGAACACUAAAGUCCCUAUCAAAGUUUGGCAAGACCUUCGCCUGCACAUAAUAGCUUUGGUUUUGAAACAGCCAAUGCUGUUAUGGAUGACUCUCUCAAAGAGGGAAAGUAACUCCAAAGAUCACAAGCAAUGGUACUGAAUUGGACAUAUGAAGACUGCUAUUGGAAAUUUGGAGUGUGUAGUAGAAGUCGAUCCUCGUUUUAGAGGAGCCUCCUUUGUUUGCGAUGACCAAGGACUUGCCACAAGCAGACUAUGUAUUGGAGGUGCCACAUCCUACUGGCAGAACUAUUUCCUCACUGGAUGCAAAUCCUAUAUGGGAGUAGGCAUGAGGCCUAAUGUUGCAGUUAGUGUAGAUGUUUGACAGCUUACUCUAUCUCUCUGCACUUACCCUCCAAUGAACUCAACUAUGACACAAGGGAGAAGAGACCGAUGGAGACUUGCCAGAGAUUUCUUGGCUUUUGGCUAUGUACACUAUCUUUAAGGGGAUCUGAAGUGUUCUUAAUGGAUAUCUAUCUAUUAAGGAAACAUAGGGAACUGAGAUAAGAAUUUUUUGGCUACCUAUUUACACUAAACUAAAGAUAGGUUCAUCCCCAAACACACAUGAUCUAAUGAGAGCUAUUGAAACAACAGGAUCUGGAAUCCACAUCAGAAUGUGGAGAGAUAUGCUACUCAAAGUACACCACAGAUCAAACAUAACUGUAGGGUUGCCUUUCUGUGAUCAUAUUGGAUAUAUUCCAUCCUAUAACACCAUGAAUGCACUGCUCUGGGAAGCAACAGAGGAGGAGGUUUAUGCUGAAGAACCUCAGCUAUUUACAAACUCCCUCACUUCACACACCAGAAGAUAUCAAAAUUUACAUAAAAGUUGACAGAAGAACCAGGCAGAUGACUGCAACAUCCCAAGCCACUUGCACAAGAGUCAGUAGAGAUGAUAUUGAUACAACAAACACUAGAUGAUCUAGAAAGGAACACACUAGGGGGGGGGGGACAAGAUCCCAGUGAGCACCUUGCCAGACACCACUACUAGUAUGCACAGCACCACCCAGCAGGACCUUCUAAAGAAUGACUGCUUAAGACGCUUCCAGGGAAUGCUAUAAGCAAUUGUUGUAAUCAAAUAGGCUGCCAGGGAUGCACCCCACUAGAAUAGUAUAUCUAAGCAGCUAUCCAUCACAACAAAUCAGGACCAAUGCAGGUAGUAGUACUAGGUUAACAAUAUGGCCUGUACGGCACUCGUCCCAACAUCGUUCUCACGGCAAAAUUUGUACAGAUUUAAAUAAAAUGAAAGUAAAGGAUCUUA